GCGCGCGCGGCAGUACUCGCGGUAUACGUGUGGCAUAUUCAAGAGAAACUCCGCGAAACACGCAGCAGCCGAAGACGUUUGAUUUUUGAAUACUGCAACGGGUACACGCAGAGGGUGAAGUCACCCUUCCCGUGGUGGAAAUCGGAGUCUCGCACGUGCACACGUUGACGCGUGUGCGACGCCGUUCUGCGUCGCCCCCGGCGACUUUCUUACCAGGGAUAACGCGUAAUGCUGUCACAUGGGGAAGACCGAAGUGUCAACGAUCAAUAGUAUUACGAAAAUGACUUGGUGAUUCAUGGUGCCGAGAGUCCCGCGCGAGUCAUGGUGUCUGGGGACAACGAGAGGCUGCUGCCCGAGCCUGAGAAUUAUGCCAAAUGUUUUUACGACCUCUUCAAAAACGUCGCCGAGGCGCAAAGGAAUAAAGGAGAAUGGAGGAAAUGUAAAAGGAACAAAAGUAUCCGUAAACGAGACAAGAAAAAGAUUGAUUUGAACGGAGAAUUGAAUUACAACAAUCCCCCGGAGAUAGAAACAUCUUGUAAUGCCUCGGCAUUUGCUGUGUUUGCUAGUGUGAGACACGCUAUUUUAGAGAAACAUGCGAAAACAUCGAGCGAGAUUUACAGAUCAAAUUGUAAUUCCCCGCCGACAGAACUCAGCGACACUAUUGACACAGACAGCGACGAUGAAGAUAGGAUAUCUACUAUACAAAAUUUACCCAAGAUUGUAGGUAUUGGUUUAAGAAGCGUUUUUACAUUGAUGCGAGAAAGUAGAACAAUCGAUCCAAUUUUGUGUACAAAAGCAUUGUCAGCUCUAUUGGAUGUUUUACAAGGACAGUUACCUGAAGGCCUCAAGUCCGAACCAGAUGACGUUAUUGAUCCACUAUUCGAUCUGUUGUUGGAUCUCGCGACAUCUCACGGUCCUGAGUCAGCUGCUGCCAAUGAUGGCAGUCACUUGACAGCUGUCGCCUGCGCAUGUUUAUUGAGCCUUGUUGUGGUGAGAGGUGACACUGGGCGUCUGCUGGCGGCGAUAGCUGCUCUGCUGAUGUCGCCAAGAGCACUAGCGGUACAAAAUAUUCAGAUGCCAUGUGUGUUAACGUCUCUGCAGAGAAGUGUUCAUGCCGUUUUGUUAGGCAAACUUGUGAGACCAGAUUGGAUUACAUACGGAGUUCCUAAGUGUUCCAAGAUAUAUACCUCUACGCUUAAGUUGUCGAGUGAGAUGAAUAAUAUGGUUUUGAAUGAACGAAGCUUUGUUAGUGACGGGAAGUACUUGUAUCUGCACACAACUCGCGGCUUACUGAAAAUCGGAAGUGGCCACGGUGGUACAAUAUGGGGACACACGUACAUACAUAAAGCGGACUUUUAUCCGACGGAAACGGGAUGGCUUGGUUAUGCUAAUAAUUCAUUGUACUUCAAAUGCGCGCCCAGGAAACAGAGAGAAUUAUUAAUUAUCGAUGCGGAAACACUCGUGGUAACGGGAAUCGCUGUAUUAGAAGGGAAAGAUUGGUCGUCGUCCGUGAUGUUUUCCGAUGGUGAAAAUCUCGGCAUGAUAACGGCAGGCAAAGAUGAAGGCUUCGUGGUACGUACGAUAAAUACGCUCAGCAAUCCUGUAACGGUUACUUCCGAACUACCGCUGAAAUUGGCGAGGAAAUGCGUGGAUAUAUUCGGAUACGCGUCAUUCGAUGAGGAACAAUCGAUACACACUUUGAAUCCAGGAUGCGACGAUGAAAUUGCGAUGGUUACAGCGGGGAAGGAAUUUGGAUUGUUGAAAACGGUGUCUGGCAAGUUACUGUACAGCGGAAAGGGCACCUGUCUUGGCAUGAAGAGCAACACGAGGCCCAAUGGUUGGCUGGAGCUUACCUUCGGUAAGGGUCCGAGGGUGACGCACUUCGCGGUGGGCCACGAUGGGCAGCACGUCGUGAUGGUUAUGGAGGACGGUUCCGUACUCUUCGCCGGUACUGCCAGACGCGGAGAGGACGGGGACAGCAACAAAGUUCGCAGACAACCGAAACCGGUGAAGCCAAAGAAAAUAACGAAGGUGGAAGGGCAGUUUAUCGUGGACGCCGCUUGCAACAACGGAUCGACCGCUCUGGUGACGAGGGACGGUUCGUUGUUGAUGUUCGGCAAGGACACGCUGCACAGCGACGCGGUCACAGGAUUGGUGACCGAUCUGAGGGAGGUUUGCGUGGUCCGCGUGUCGUUGGGGAAGGCUCACGCGGCCGUGCUGACGAACAAAGGCCACCUGUACACGUUCGGUAUAAACAACAAGGGACAGUGCGGUCGGGACUCAGCGACGGUGCACGCGGUCAACAAAGAGAUGUCGGUGGUGGCGAUGGAGAUGGGCACGGGGGAGGACGACCUGAUAUUCGCGGAGGAGGAGAGCGCGAAUUACAUGAACUGGGAGGAAACGAGAGGCAUGUGCCCGCCGGGUCAGCAUCAAUGGCGGCAUCGGGUGUGCAUGGUCUGCACGAUAUGCCGGGAGUGCACCGGCUACAGCAUCUCGUGUCUGAGCAGCAUACGGCCCGAUCGGUAUCCCGGUCAGGAGUGCGGCUGCGGCGAGGGGGACAGCGGGUGCGCCGAGUGCGGCUGUUGCCGCACAUGUGCGAGAAAGAGCUGCAGCAACGGCAUAUCGCGCUCGAAUCUCCGGGAGUACCUGCAGAGACGGCUGGGUGAGAUAAGGGAGCGGCAGAGGUGCAAAGCCGGGCCGAGCACGGUGAAGUACGGCAUGAAGAUCAAAGGUUCGAACAAUCAGCGCGCCGCCGGGCCGAGUAUCGCGCAGAAGGAUCCGGACAAGGUGGCUGGCUCGGGUCUGGGGAAUCUCGUGACCGAGGAGACCGUCGGCGGCAGCGACGCGGAGAGAGGAGACGCCGCGAGGAUCGCCAGCAUCUCGCCGGCGAGGGUCCUCGUGCCCAGCGAGAGCCCGGUCGUCCAGGUGUCCUGCGGCCUGCACCACACGGUGCUGCUUCUGCAGAACGGCGAAGUCUACACGUUCGGCAGCAACAUAUACGGCCAGUUGGGCGUCGGGGACCUGGUGGCGCAUUCGGGCCCGGCUCAAGUCAAGCUGCCGAGCGUCGCCAGCCAGGUGGCGGCCGGCAGCAACCAUACCGUCAUACUGACGUCGAAGGGCGAGGUUUACACGUUCGGCGCGUAUCAGAAGGGGCAGCUCGGCAUGAACUGGUGGAACGGGCAGAACGAACCGGCCAACACCAACUCGCAAGCGAACCGCGGUCGCGCCGACCGCUCCCAGCCGUGGCACAGCUUCCCGAACGUGGUGCCGAACAUCGGGCCCCGAUGGGGCAGGCGUGCGACGUGGAUCGGCGCGGCCGGCGACCAGACCUACCUCAAGAUAGACGAGAUCAACUCGAUCAGUCUGACGAGGAGUACCGUAAUGGCGAACAAGAACUGCAUCAUCCUGAUACCCCAUCAGAACGAGCACGCCAACUCCUUCAAGAGCCUGGUGAUAAGCAAACGCGACGGCACCUGCAACAGCUACAGCGGCGCGGACCAGGUCGACUUCAGCAACUGCGCGGCCUGCCUCGAUCCUCUCUACAACGUCAUCUGGACCUUCAAUUCGACCAACAACGAGAUCAGCCUGUACAACAUAAUAUCGACCGAGACCAGGGCGAUACCCGGCUUGGAGGCUUCCAUACUGAAUCCGGGCUUGGCACUGCCGGUCGUCCCGACCUGCUUCGUCACGCGCUCCCAGGCCGCGAUGCAUCUGCUGGCCUGCCUGGACACCCUGACCCAGGCUCAGGACGAGAAUCUGUCGAUAGUCGAGGAGAACGAGUGCAACCAGUCGACGCACAGCAAGGUCUACAGCCGCGAGGACUUCGCGACGGUCAGCAGAUUCGAGAGCCACGGGGGAGGCUGGGGCUACUCCCCUCACUCGAUCGAAGCGAUCCGGUUCAUGCCCGACACGGACAUCAUGCUGGGCGGAUACGGCUUGUUCGGCGGUCGGGGUGAGUACACGGCGAAGAUCAAGCUCUUCGACAUCGGCAUCGACGGCGGGGAUCAGGAGAACGACGGGGAGCUCCUCGCGGAGACGGAGGAGAUCCCGUACGAGUGCGGCCCGCGGCAGAAGUACUCGAUCUUGUUCGACGAGCCUGUGUUCUUACAGGCGAACAGGUGGUACGUUGCGUGGGUGAAGGUCAGCGGGCCCUCCAGCGACUGCGGCUCCGGCGGGCAGGGGAUGGUCACGGCCGAGGAUCAGGUUAUGUUUUACUUCAAGUCCUCGAAGAGGUCGAACAACGGCACCGACGUGAACGCCGGUCAGAUUCCCCAGCUGUUGUACCGCGUGGUCACGCACGAGAACCAGACGUCGAACCGACAGAGGGACCAGCUCGAGCCGGUCUACGUGCUGAAGAGAGAAUUCAGCAGGACCGUGACGAAGGAGUGCUUCCAGUCCCUGAUAUCUCUCCUCCAGUGGAGCUGGAACACGUUGAAAGCGGGGCUGGCCGACGCGACGGCCUCGACUCACGCGCUGCUCGAGAUGGAGCGCCUGGUGUACAUCAGCAAGGCCAGCCUACGGCUGAUCAGAACGUACACCAACGAGAUCUACCCCAACCACGCGGUCAGGAAAGUCCCCCUCGAGUCGGUGCGCCUCGCGGAAUGCAUAGGCGAGGUGCGGGCUUUGUUGCGCCAGAUUCUCUCCGACUCCCUGCCCUUCGCCCUGAAGAACAAGGGUAAGACGCGCUCCAACAAGGGCUCCGGCGGCACUCUCAGCAACAAGAUGGCGAGCACGAUACUGGACGAGUGCCACAAGACCUUCGUCUCCUGCUAUCACGCCUUCUAUCCCACGGCUUACCUCAAGUGGACUUCCCUGUGCGAGUUGCUCUCGGAGAUCGACAAGGAGCAGGGCGUCACCACGAAGGAUCGUCUCCUCUCCGCCGUCCUGGCUUCCUUGUGCAACUCCGCGAUACGCUUGAGAUGCACAUUCCCGAUUCUGAGCAACGUCGCGGACAGCAGCGACAGCGUCAAACGACAGCUCAGCCCGUCCGACAACGGCGGCCUGCUCAUGGCGAAUUCCACGGAGACGCACCAGUACCCGAUCCUGGUCGAGCAGAUCGGCUACAAGUCCCAGGUGGAGAGCUCCGGCAAGGAGAACUGGUCCUUUCGAGAGGUCCUCGACAGACUGUUGGACCUGAUACUGAUACCGAUCAAGAGGAGCCUCUGCAGGGAGAAGACCCAAUCGCUGCCGGAAUUGGUCCUCCAUUGCUGUUACCUGUUGGCGCGAGUGAUCGCCGAGCUGGCCGCUCAGUCGAGCGGCAACGAGGACGAGCUGCAGGCGGCCUGCGGCCGGCUCAUGUACACCACACCCUCGAGGUUCGUGCGGACGAACCAGUCGAGGUCGUGGAACACCGGUAACGGCUCUCCGGACGCCAUUUGCUUCUCCGUCGACCGGCCGGGUAUCGUCAUCGCUGGCGUCGGCAUCUACGGAGGCGCCGGAGUCUACGACUACGAGUUGGAGCUGCUGGACGAUCAAAACAACACCGGCAACGACCCGUCGCAUACUCAGCGCUGGAGCAGCUUGGACUUCACCAGGGGGACCUUCGGCCCGGACGAUUGCGUGAACGAUAUAGCGGAGCUGAAGUUCGACAAGCCGGUGCUCAUAAAAGAGAACGUUAAGUACGCGAUUAGACUGCGAAAUCGCGGGGGACGAACCAGCAACGGCGACUGCGGCCUGAGCGUCGUCAAAGGGGCGGAUGGUACUACGUUCACCUUUACAGCUUGUUCCCUGAGUUUCAACGGCACCACGCAGACCAGAGGUCAGAUACCACACAUUUUGUACUACUCGAACCCGCAAAAUUCCGACGGGCAGCACACGAACAAAGCCAUGGCGGAAGUGCAAGCGAGAAAGUGCACCCUCGCCAUGACCUCGACGAUCAUUCAACGGUCGAACGAGAUUUUCUCUCUGGCGAGAGAGAGGGCGGAGGAAGUGAUAGCCAAUGAAGUUCUCAGUAACGCCACCUUCGUGACGACCCUCCUGCCGCUGGUGAUGACGCACAUCAGUCCCUUAGCUACGUCGGAUCCCCGAAGCAGCGUGCAGAUCCUCACUCUGAUACAGGAGAUGUUGCCGCACGUAGCAGCUUUGAACUUGUUAUCUGCAAUGGGAACCUCUCAAAUAUCUCAAGACAGUGAAACUCAAUCACACUUCGCUCCUCCGGUUACUACCAGUCAUCAUUAUACUUGGCUGGAGAGCGACCAUCCUUAUAAACCAGCCACGGUGUCGUAUUACAAAGUCACUUUCCCGGAGACGGUCAAGUGGCUGACUGUCGAAUUCACCGCGGAAUGCGGCACGUCGCAACCCGAAGAUUACCUGCAGCUCUACGUACCAAAUAUCAUUCCCAAUCCCUCGGCCGGAUCAGUCACGAGUACCGCGAGCGAAGACAUUCCUCUGUACUGGCCGGUGCUGCACAAGUUGAGCAAUGUUCAAAGCCAAUGGCCUCAAAACGCCGUUGUGCUGCCAGGGAACGAGGUGAUAUUUUCCUUGGAAACCGCAUCCGACUACGUGAAGAACGAGAGCUCCAAUACUUACGGCUUCAAGUGCUUGGUCACCGGUUACGAUUGGAUAACGUCCGGUCACGGUCUGAAGAAUCUGGAAAUUGAAUUAUCCUUCUUGGGAGGAGCGUGCGCCGCCAGUCUCAUGAAGAAGAACCUAUCGUUGCCUCCCGUAUCUUCGGAGGAGGUUGAAGAGGACUCGGAAUCGAUGCAAGAAACAGCGAAGAGGAUCUUCUCUGUACACUCGACAUUACUUGGACGAGGAUUCGCACUUGCGUCGCCCCCCACCGUUUCCCAGGCUCUGGACGGCGUACUUCCGUACAGUUUUCACUCGAACGAACGUCUAUUCCUGCGCGACUUCGUCUCCUGCUCGGCCGGCACCAGCGGCGGCAGACUCGCGAGAUGGCUGCAGCCGGACAGCUUUGUGGACCCCACUCAAUGCGAGGCGCUUUAUUCGCGCGAGGAUAUGAGAUGCGGAUGGCCGGCCAUCGUCACCGUGCUCACGAGAGAUCAAUAUGGCGAGGUCGUGCACGUUCCCGGAUUGAAGGUCGAAGUGAAGGCGGUGCCGAUCGACAAGACGGACAUCACGGAUUCCGAUCAGAGUCGGAAGAUUCGUCGCGUCUCCCAGCCGGACCCCAUGACCUUCGGUGGUCAUCCGCAGCCGCCGUUAGACGUUCCCUACGAGGUCACCAUCAACAACAAGAUGUGCUUCUACGCCAUCAACAUCAUGAAAGCCUAUCAGAAUUACUCGUUCGAGGAGCUGCGGCUGAUGUCGCCCGCCGUGAAAAGGUCGAGCGAGAGCAUGCUUGUGAGACCUAACGGCGACGGCAGUUACAGCGCCACGUGGACGCCGUCUUCCGUCGGCUGGUAUUCGCUGAUGAUCACCGUGGACGGUUACAAUAUGGAAGAUAAUUACAAAGUCGAGGUGAAGGAGUCUCCGCAAGGCAUGCAACCGCCCACGCAGAACAUUGUCAAAAAGCCGCAGCUGCAGCCAAGCAGACUCCGGAAAUUCGUGGCGAAGAACAGCGCCGGUCUGAGGAUACGAGCCCAUCCGUCGCUGCAGAGCGAACAAAUCGGAUUCGUCUCGGUUAAUGACACUAUAGCGUUCGUCGAUGAGAUUCAUAACGACGACGGCGUCUGGCUGCGAUUAAACGCGGAGACGAUCAAGGAAUACUGCAACAGCAGUCACCUGGAGGCUUGGUGCUUGCAGUACAAUCAGCACUUGGGGAAGACUCUUUUGCUCCCGGUGGAGGAACCCAAAUCUAUUCUCGAUCAAGUAAUCAAGGAGACCAUAAUGCGAAAACGGCCCGAUACUGGCGACGAUCUUUCUGCCGUUCGCAGCAAGAGGAAAACGGUGACCUUCGACGCCGGAAGGAGCAUGAUAGUCGUGAAAUGCGGGGCUUCCGGGCACAAUAUCAGAAGCAAGCCCAGCUUGAAGAGCGCGCCAGUCGGGAUGUUGGCGCUUGGGAAUACAGUAACUAUUCAGGAAUACUGCGUGAACCACGAGGGCACCUGGGUGCGCAUCGAUGACGACUCGGUGACGAAGUACUGCUUCGACAAGGGCCGCGGAGGCGUCGACGGCGAAGCGUGGUCGCUCGCGAUCAAUAAACACGGCGUGAUUUACAUGAAGAUUGAGCAGGAUCUGGAAAACGACCCGAUAGAGAAGAAACCGAUGAUACCGGACCCGGCCGCUUCCCCCACUAACAAAGGCUUCGAUUUUUCGAUACCAUCCGUGAGCCACGAGGGCUUCAACUUCACCACACAGAACUACACACCGGACACGACGGAGUCCGUCGAGGGUUGCAAUACGAAUCCAUUUGUUUUCGGCUCGUACAAUCAGCACGACUCACCAGGAAGCGAACGAUUUACACCGGAGAAGAACGACGGGACUGCGAAGUUCUCGAAGCCUCAUUCCAAGGAAAGAGUGGCGAAGGAGCGGGAGAGGGAAGGCGGCGGCGGAAAGUUUAGUGUUCUUCAAAAAUGGCUCAGAGGGGAUGAUAAAUGUCACGGCGAGAAAAGAAAUUCCCCGGGCAGGGAUUUCUCGGAAUUCGUGGGCGUGUCUGUGAAGGAGCUGGUGAAAGCAAUGGGGGAGAGUCGCGCGAACGGCAACGGAGCGACACCGCCGGAGACUCCUCGGCGAACGUCGAGAAGUUCCUCGCCGAAGAAUCCCCAAGGUGGGUCACCAAGAUUUCGCAGUCCGUCCUCUAGCCCAGUCCCGAUACCCGCUGGGUCCAGUCGACAGCCAGCUGUUUCUGGCAAUUGCCUCUUCCCGCCUGCUGCUAACGCACCAGGUGGGAGAAGCGCGAUAGGAGGGGGAGAGAGUAUGAGUAGCAGCCCUGUGCUCUGCGGCUCCCCCCGAAGUGUCGGCCUCUCCCCGUUAGUGUCGGGAGGGAUGGUCGACAGCAUCACGUCGCAACGUCGCAGCUCGACGCAGAGCGACACAAGUGCCUUGGUUAGCAGUCUGACGAGAGAUCCGUCUCAGUCACCGAGCGGCAUUAGUACUACUGCCAAUACGCGCGAUCUAUCGCCGAGCCCGAGUUGCAGUUCUUUACACAUGAGAUCCGAGGGGAGCAUAGCGAGCCCGCCCGAUACUCCGAAGAAAGAUUGUUGUUGCGAUUCCCAGGAGAGCCCGCGCAAAGUGUCGCAGGCGCAGACACAAACGAGUCCCGAGAGCGCCGCUACGGCGAUGAAGGGUCACUUUAGCAUCGGCUCGUCCGGGGUGAAGGACGAGCGGCAUUCGCCGAAGAUGAGCAGGAGGGAUCACAUGAAGGUCGCGAAGACGCGGGCGAAGCGCGCCAUGUCGCCGGCGAACACCCAGCAGAGCCCCAAUCCGAACCGGCCUCUGAAUUUGAGCAAGGACAAGGUGAAGGAAGCGGUCAGCCCGUCUGUGGCGGAGUGUCUGAGGGCCGUGUUCGCGGCGUUCCUGUGGCACGAGGGCAUCGUGCACGACGCCAUGGCUUGCGCGAGUUUCCUCAAGUUCCAUCCGACCCUGCCGAAGCAGGGCGCGUUGGUCGUUACCCGACAAGCGGUCGUGCAGCCCAGCGACAAGCAGCAGCAAGAGCAAAAGGCGCGGCAACGACACUCCGUCGAGGUGACCAACGCCGGAAAUUAUCUGCACAUUCAGCCCAGCACGUUGGAGACUCUGACGCGUUCGGCCGCGAACGCUAACGCCAAUCGGAGCAGGAAGAAACAGGAGAACACGAUCAAGGAGGAGAUCCAGGCGAACAGCAGUAAGCUCAGCUCCCUCCCCGAGUUUCACACGGUCGCGGUGUUACCGCCCGCCCUGAAGAGCCUGGUCUUCCUCUGGGAAGAGCUCAGCACGAAUUGCCUGCAGGCCAUCGAGCAACAGUCGAUCCUGCCGAGUCCCAUAUCGCACGUACAAACGAUGAAGCUGGCGAAACGGCCGAUACCGGAGAAACGUCCCCGGGAGGACAAGGUGAAGGAGCGCGAAAAGAAAGGUAGUAGAAAGAAGAAGGAGUGGCGGCCGAUAGGAAGGGCGGACACUUCUGAGGUUUUUACAGGGAUCGAGCGCGAGACUAUCUGCGAACUCUGCGGUCUGAUGUUCCCGCAUCCAGUUACUUAUCACAUGAAGAUGAUGCAUCCAGGCUGCGGCUGGCAUGCCGGCGGAAAAGGAUACAACAGCGGCGGCAAUUACUGCGUUGGCUGGGCGGGCAACUGCGGCGACGGUGGUGUCGGCGGGAGCUCGUGGUACUUGAUCUGCGACACGUGCCGAGAUAAGUAUCUCAAGGCCAGGAAGAGCAAGUUGGCGAAGAAAAUGGAGACCGGCGUGUCCAAGAGGAAGAGCAGCAGCAGCAAGGCGCUAUCCCCGAUUUACAGCCCCGGCGGCAACGAGACUCACAUCAUUAUGAAGAAUAACGCGAUGUUCCUGCUGGAUUUGGCCAGCGCCUCCGGCUUCAAUAUUCCGAAACAGCAGCGCCGACCCUCGCAAACGCUGUCGUCCGUGGCGGAGAAUUACAGUCCCCCGGAGGCAGCCGGACCGUUCCCGCCGACCGGGCCGUUCCAAUGCUUGCAAGCUUUGGGUGUACAUCACUCGCAGAGCCACGACGAGAGAUAUUACGAGGAGGCUCUCAGGCGUCAAAACGGCCAGCAGAAUAAUUACGAGGGAGCCAGCGCCAUGUACAACAAUACGAGCGGCAGGCCACUGUCGGAGUAUCCAAUGAGCGACAGCGAUAUCGAGAGCGGCAAGUAUCGCAGUAUGUUUCAUAGAUCGGUGUCCAUGUCCACCGGCGCGCCGUGGGCCAGGAACAGCAACGACGGCAGAAUCGUCAUGAUGAGGAAGCGGAAUAACAGCAGUGGCGAAAUGAACAACGAAGGGGGUUCUUCGCUCCUGUGUUAUCCGUCCGCCGCGCUCCAGAAACUAGUACCAUCGAUGGACCAAUCCGUGAUAGUAUCUUCAAGUCAAACCGAAGUAGCGAAUAACGAUCGGAUCGAGAUUCUCAUGAGACCGGUGAUGCUAUUCGUUCUUCAACAGCACAACUUGCAGCAUCUGCAGCUCGCGAUGAAGCAAGCUUUGCGCCGCGCCGCCUGCCGAGUUUACGCGAUGCAGGCGUUAAAUUGGCUUUUGAGGAGCGUAACUCAGCCAAUUUGCCUGCACGACUUGCUUUGGUGGUUCGUCUCGUCUCUAACGCCGGUUGUUCCCGCCGACACGGCGGAUACGAACGACGACGACAAUAGAACGGAAAAGAAGGAGGAUCAUGACGUGAUUGGCGUCAGCGAGCAUCCAUUAAGCGACUUGGUAAUAGCCGGAGAAUCUGUCAAUCCGUUGCCCACUGUGUUUCACACCCUAUUACAAACGAUUGCGGAUCUAAUGUUAUUACCACCACUCGGAUCUCCGUUGCAACAAGCCGCGAUUCGGUGUUGGGGUAUCCGUUUUACACCGGCGGACCACAUGUUCCUGCACAGAAGUCACGUAUUCAGUAACAUCAGCAAGAUUCUCUCACGGUCCGAGGAGGAAGAAGAUGUGACGAUGAGCAUGCACGAGAGCCACCAGUCGACGGUCUCGCAGCAGAUGAGCGGUUGCGUGGAGGCCCUGAAGGACCUGACGUCCAGCGUCGAUAUUAAGGCGUCCAGCAGGCAGGCCAUGAUCGGCAGCCUCACGGACAAUUCCACGGAAACCUUUUGGGAAUCUGGAGAUGAAGACCGCAACAAGACCAAAGUCAUCACUAUCGUCUGCGGUGCUCAUUCCUUGCCAAGAAUGGUGUACGUGCACAUCGACAAUUGCCGCGACUUAACACAUAAAGUGUCGAGUGUAACUUUCCUGUCCGGCGUUAAUUCCGACGAAAUGAUCAAACUGAGAUCCGUAGAGAUCGAAAGUAGAUCAGCCGGAUGGAUCAAUUGCCCUAUCACUGAUCAACGCCACGUGGUCGUGGGUAUGGAACUGAAGGGCCCGGAUAAUUCCCUGAGAGUUCGCCAGAUCAGAGUGCUAGGCGAGAUCGAGGGGGAGUCCUUGAAAGUAGGGAAACAGCUGAGCGCGCAGACCAUUCAGCAGAGAAACUGCGAAGCGGAAACCUUGAAGGUGUUUCGCUUGAUCACUUCUCAGGUGUUCGGGAAGCUUAUACAAGGGGAGAAACAGCAGCAGAUGGAGCCGACGGAGGGCGUUAAUGAGGACGUGGAGGAUAGCAAUGACCUGAGAGAGCAUAUGGUCGGCAUAUUAUUCAGCCGGAGCAAUCUGACACACUUGCAAAAACAAGUGUGCACCCACAUCGUGCAGGCGAUCAGAAAGGAGACCAUACGCAUGAGGGAGGAAUGGGAGACACUUCUGUUCUCGCCGACGCCCGCUAAUAGUUUACUGAGUGACAACAGCGAUCUGCAAAAGGCGACCGAUACGUAUUGCUUCGAGAUGCUUUCCAUGGUUCUCGCUCUGAGCGGCAGUUCCGUAGGGCAGUAUUACCUGUCGCACCAGACUGGCUUACUGAAGGAUCUAUUGAGCCUGUUACAUACCGGAUCGGCUAGAGUGCAGCGCCAAGUGACGUCCCUCUUAAGACGGAUAUUGCCCGAGAUCAAGCCGGGAACGUUAGCGAGCGUUAUAAACGUCGAGCAACUGCCGCCUACCGACUUCAGCAUUGUCUCCGCGGCGAACAGCAGCCUCGCUCAUGUCGCGGAUUUCAACGAACAUUCCGCCGGGAUCCUCGACGUGUUUCUCAGCUGCAUCGCGAAGGCGUUGACGGUGCAGGUUAAGAUGAAAGGAAAGGAAAACAAUGGUAAGGCCCUUCAGAGCGUCUCGUUAGCCAGCAGCAUUCAUCCGGACAGUUACGUCGGGACGAGAUGGUGGCUGAGAGGUUGCAUGACGCGAAAGCUGGCGGAAGUGCUGAUUCAGCUUCUGAAGGACAUGGCAUCGGGGAAAUUGUCAGAGGAAUGGGCGUCCGUGACGAAGGCUGGAAUAGCCGAGAACAUUUUAAACUUGACCAGAUUGGACGAGAAGAGUCGAGAUCCCGCCGAAUGCCUUCGAUCCCCGACACUGUGGUUAGCGCUCGCUUCUUUAUGCGUCUUAGACUCCGAUCACGUGGAGAGAUUGUCGUCCGGUCAAUGGAGGGGUUCCGAGGGUCAAGCGCCGCCGCCCAGGCCGACAUGCAGCAAUCAUGACGACGACGAGACCACGGCCAUUAUCCAGUGUAACGUUUGCGGCAACCUGUGCGCGGAAUGCGACCGGAUCCUCCACCUUCAUAGGAGGACGAGGACGCAUCUCAGGCAAGUGUGCAAGGAGGAGGAGGAGGCGAUACGGGUGGAUCUUCACGAGGGUUGCGGCAGGACGAAGCUCUUCUGGAUUCUCGCUUUGGCGGACAGCCGAACGUUGAAGGCGCUGGUGGAAUUCCGCGAUGGCUCGCCGAGGAAACCGGUCGGCGCGGCCACCGGUAUCUGCCGAUUCUGCGGCACCACCGGCAACACGGGCCUGUUGGCGAUAGGGAACAUCUGCGCCGACCACGAUUGCCAGGAGCACGCGAAUAACGCUUGUAACAAGGUUCACUCUUGCGGCCACAUUUGCGGCGGUGUCAGGAACGAGAGAACCUGCCUACCCUGCCUGCACCGUUGCUUACCGGGGUCCGAUUUGAAACAGGACGCCGACGACAUGUGCAUGAUCUGCUUCACCGAAGCUCUCUCCUGCGCCCCGGCGAUCCAGUUGCAGUGCGGCCAUGUGUUCCACCUGCACUGCUGCCGGCACGUGCUGAUGAAGCGUUGGGUGGGACCGCGAAUCACCUUCGGCUUCUCCCUCUGCCCGAUUUGCAAGGUACCGAUGGAGCAUCCGACGUUGUCCGAGCAAUUGGCCAGUGUGAAGGAACUCUACGACGACGUGCGGAGGAAAGCUCUGAUGCGCUUGGAAUACGAGGGCUUGCACAAGGCCGAAGGAGCUUUCGCACCCGGCGGUCGUUACCAGGAUCCAGCCGCCUACGCGAUGGAACGGUACGCGUACUACGUGUGCUACAAAUGCCAGAAGGCCUACUAUGGUGGUGAGGCGCGAUGCGACGCACAGCUAGGCGGGGAGUCGUUCGAUCCUACGGAACUGGUGUGCGGCGGAUGUAGCGACGUGGCAAGGGCUCAGAUGUGUCCGAAGCACGGGGCAGACUUCCUCGAGUAUAAAUGCCGAUACUGUUGUUCGGUGGCGGUCUUCUUCUGCUUCGGAACCACGCACUUCUGUAAACCUUGCCACGACGACUUUCAGCGAGUUACCACCAUCCCCAAAAACGAACUGCCUAUGUGUCCCGCCGGUCCCACGGCCAAACAGUUAGAAGGAGACGAAUGUCCGUUGCACGUGAAACAUCCACCAACGGGAGAAGAGUUCGCUUUAGGUUGCGGCAUUUGCCGCAACGCGCACACAUUCUAA
Dinoponera quadriceps is the source of this 14331-nucleotide messenger RNA. RefSeq names its product E3 ubiquitin-protein ligase MYCBP2 (gene hiw). The record is from RefSeq and is a predicted model, not a curated record. The transcript is spliced from 40 exons. The coding region runs from base 322 to 14331 and encodes 4669 amino acids. Lineage: Eukaryota; Metazoa; Arthropoda; Insecta; Hymenoptera; Formicidae. Gene Ontology annotation, cellular component: nucleus.